AUGCCUGUUCCUUUCGAGGCCGUGAUCCCGAUGGCCAUCGUGGCCACUCUCUUCACCGUGACCGGUACUGGCUUCAGCGGAGUGUCGCGUCUUGCAAACGAGGGCAAGCCGCUGCGGCACAACGUCGACGACUGGGAGCGUAUGAUGAUGCGCCGCGACCUCCGACUCACAGGCACGAAGCGAGGGCAGGCGGUGCGUAGUGCGCGGCUGACCACAGCGAGAUGCCAUUGCCCCCGAAUCGUUCGCGACAAAUAG
Malassezia sympodialis ATCC 42132 is the source of this 255-nucleotide messenger RNA. RefSeq lists its product as uncharacterized. Lineage: Eukaryota; Fungi; Basidiomycota; Malasseziomycetes; Malasseziales; Malasseziaceae. Gene Ontology annotation, cellular component: respiratory chain complex I. The transcript has 2 exons. The record is from RefSeq and is a predicted model, not a curated record. Bases 1 to 255 code for a protein of 84 amino acids.